AUAAGCAGUCAAAAUGAAGGGGCAAAGUAGCAUUAUUCUAAAUUUAUAUGUCAAGUAAAAGAUCGGAUCUAUUUUUUUAUGCCUCAAUUUUAAUACCUAGCUCCCACACCUAAGGUUGCUGUCAUUUAUGCUCAUAAUACAAUAUUGGAAAGUGAUUUAUGCCACACAAUAAUACUUUCUUCUACAUUCCCCAUUGCUUUCUCAAGGUGUCCUUAAGCAUCACGUAUUCUUUUCCAUUGAUGCGAUAAGAGUCUACUUUACGCUAGAAUUCCAUUCCCAAUUAUUCAUGCAACUACUUUCCAGAGACUUUUUUUAAUGAGGAAAAUCAUCAUCGUCAUCUUCUUCUUCCAUGAAUAUCAAUGAACACAUCAAGUUAUUUUGUUCCCUAAACAGCGAUAUCGAGAGGCUAAACACAUCACUAGCUGGAGAUUCCAUAUCCCUCAAAUGGUGCUCUGAAGCCAUUAAUCUCCUGAGGAAGAUGCACUCUCAUUUUCUUCUGUUUUUUGAGAAAUUUCACAUAUCCGUUUUGUGGGAUGGUACAGAUAUCUUGGACGAGUACAUGAAACAGACAUUAGAUCUCCUUGAUUUAUGCAACUCUCUAAAAUCAGCCAUUUCUGGGAUGCAAAGAUACAGGCUAAUGGUUGAAUUUGCUGCAGGAAAGUUGCGUAAUGGUGGGAAUAUUUCAGAUGCAACUACCAAGAUCACUGAGAUUGAGAGAUUGGUAAGUGAGAGUCAGAAGAUUUAUGGAGUUGAGAAGUGGAGAGAUACGAAUUUGUUCAAGACUGACAUGCUUAAAACUAAGAGCAAAGACAGCACUAUCUGUUUUAUCUAUGCCAUUACAAGCAGCAUGAGAUUGGUAGGCAUGCUGGUUUUUUCUGCACUGCUCUAUCCAAUUUCAAUUACAAUGGAUAAGGAAGUUUACUGGGUGUCUCCUCAGCUAAAAUCAUUCUCAGUUUCAAUUGGGAAGCUUGUUGGUUGCUUCUUGAAGGUACUUGAGGGGGUCAAGGACAAAUCAAGGCCAAUUUUGGUUGAGAAUAAGGUUAUAGAGAAGACAGUUUUGGAUAUUAAAGCUCAGGUUUUGAAAGGAAAAGCUGUGGAUCAAGAGAAGCUUAUCAAUUUGCUGAAGCAAAGCUCUCUGGUUCUCAAAGAAGGCAUGGAGAUGUUUGAAUCUGUAGUGGAUGAGCUGUUUGAAGAGGUUGUCAAGGGAAGGAAUGAGGUGCUGGCUAUGGUUGAUGUUAAUUAGUGAGAUUAGAUCUGCUGGUGUAUUUUGAUAAAUCAAUGAAUAAGAGGAGUUUAUGAAAUAUUGUA
This is a messenger RNA of Carya illinoinensis, 1308 nucleotides long. RefSeq names its product protein BPS1, chloroplastic-like. The transcript is spliced from 2 exons. The record is from RefSeq and is a predicted model, not a curated record. NCBI's taxonomy places the organism in Eukaryota, Viridiplantae, Streptophyta, Magnoliopsida, Fagales, Juglandaceae. The coding region runs from base 350 to 1243 and encodes 297 amino acids.